Molecule: messenger RNA, 2049 nt
Organism: Strongyloides ratti
Lineage: Eukaryota; Metazoa; Nematoda; Chromadorea; Rhabditida; Strongyloididae
Product: Putative methyltransferase NSUN5
Exons: 3
Coding region: 1-2049 (682 amino acids)
Biological process (GO): RNA methylation
Molecular function (GO): tRNA (cytidine-N3)-methyltransferase activity
Source: RefSeq, a predicted model, not a curated record
AUGAAUUUUAAAGAAAAAUUAGAAGUAAAUGAUAAUUCUUCUAAAAAUAAUGAAUUAAAAUUAUUUGGAACACGAUAUUUAAAUGAUAAUUUGGAUGUAUUUGAACAUAAUGCAUGGGAUAAUGUAAAAUGGGAUGAUGAUCGUGAAAAAGAAGCAUUAGAAAUUAUUAAAAAACAAAAAGAAUAUCAAGUUAAUAAAGAUAUAGCUUCAGAUUUAAUUGAAAAUCCAUCAAAACAAUGGGAUAAUUUUUAUAAAUGUCAUGAAGAUAAAUUUUUUAAAGAUCGAGCCUGGUUAACACAUGAAUUUCCAAUGCUUUUAGAAGAAAAUGAUAAUAAAAAUCAAAAAAUUAUUCUUGAAGUUGGUUGUGGUGUUGGAAAUACAACAUUACCAUUAUUAAAAAAAAUUCCUUCAUCUACUUUUAUAUAUUGUUCAGAUUUUUCAAAAGAAGCUAUUGAUAAAUUAAAAUUAAAUGAGUUAUAUGAUGAAGAAAAAUGUUGUGGAUUUGUUUGGGAUAUUACUAAAAAUACAACUUUUAUAGAUAAUGAAUCUGUAGAUAUUAUAUUAUGUAUUUAUGUUUUAAGUGCUUUAGAACCACAACAACAAAUACUUGCUAUUAAAAAUUUAACAUCAAAAUUAAAACCUGGUGGUUUAUUAUUAGUUAAAGAUUAUGGUCGAUAUGAUUUAACUCAACUUCGUUUUAAAAAAAAUAGAUUAAUAAAUGAAAACUUUUAUUGUCGUGGAGAUGGUACAUUGGUAUAUUUUUUUACAACAGAUGAAUUAAAUGAUUUAUUUGUAAAAUUUUCAUUAAUUAAAAUUCAAAAUACAAUUGACAGAAGAUUAAUUGAUAAAAAAAAAUUAUUGAAAAUUUGUAGUGAAACAUUAAAAUUAAGAAAAUUUUUUGAAGAAUUAUUAAAAUUAGAUUAUGUCAAUGCUGUUUUUAAAAAACCAGUUUUUAAAAAAAAUAAGACAUUAUUUAUGGUAAUACUUUAUGAAUUAUGUGAAGGAAAAGGAUAUAAAAUGAUUCCAAAAAAAUAUAAAGAAGAGAUAAAUUGCAUUAAGACAGCUCUUAUGAUUUCAAUAAAAGAAAUGGAUAAUGAAGGAAGAGGAUUAGGAUAUUGGAAAAAAAGUAUGAAUAAUGAAGUACAACUACCUCGAUAUGUACGAAUUAAUACAUUAAAAAUAACUAAGGAAGAUGUUAUUGAUAUAUUAAAAAAUGAUGGUUAUAAUAUUAUAAAAUUAAAAUCUUCUAUUAAUGAUGAUGAAUAUGAUGAAAUUAUUUCUAAAAUGAAUGUAAAAGAUAUCUUUGAAGAUAAUCAUAUAACUAAUUUAUUAAUAUUUUCACCGAAUGCAAAAAUUUAUAAUGAUAAAUUAGUUAAAUCAAAAAAAUUAAUACUUCAAGAUAAAGCUUCAUGUUUAUCAUCAUUUUUGUUAUCACCUUCAAUAGGAUCAAGUGUUAUAGAUACAUGUGCUGCACCUGGAAUGAAAACUUCACAUUUAUGUGCUAUUAUGAAUAAUAAAGGACACAUAUAUGCAUUUGAUAGAGAUAAGAAAAGAUUUAAUGAUUUAAAAAAUAAUUUAAAAAUCUCAGGAGGAGAAUGUGUUGAUAUUUUUAAUAUUGAUUUUCUUAAAGUUUCUAUUGAUAAGAAACCUUAUAAUGAAGUUGAGUAUGCUUUAGUAGAUCCACCAUGUUCAGGAAGUGGAAUGAUAAAAAGAAUGGAUUCAUUUAUUGAUAAUGAAGAAAUAGAUACAAAAAGAUUAGAAAGCUUAGGAAAUUUACAAGCUAUGAUUUUAAAACAUGCAAUGAAAUUACCUAAAUUAAAAAGAAUUGUAUAUUCUACAUGUAGUAUACAUGAAUUAGAAAAUGAAUGUGUUAUUGAAGAAGUAAUGAAAGAUGAAAAUAUAAAGUCAAAAUUUCAAUUAAUUAAUAUCCUUCCAGAAUGGAAAAAAAGAGGUAAUGAUAAAUAUGAAUUUGGUUUUAAAUGUUUACGAUGUGAUUCACUAACUUCAAAAACUAAUGGAUUUUUUAUAGCUGUUUUUGAAAGAAUAUAA